AAGACAUAUAGUAACCGGGAGGAAAACGACGAAGCGGUUCCUGAGUGUGCGCAAAGUAUCGCUCUGACUCUGAAAAAGGCUGAGAAAAACACGGAGUUUGGGUGAGGAUUGAGAGGAUUGAGGGGAUUGUGGAUUGAGUUGUGAGCCUUGAAACUACCUUUGCAGUCGUCACCGAUGAGCCUUGAAAGGACUCAGGGAAGUUGCGUCGCCAUCCGUACUCUCUCUCCUUCUUCCGUCUCCAGAUGCCCUCACGCCUCUGCCUCUUCUUCAGAUGAUGUGACUUGUGGGACGCCCACAUGGAUUGGUAGGGGCCUUACUUGUGUUUGCUUCAAGAGAAAGGGAACUUAUGAACGUAUUUGUAUCAACUUGACACCCCACCAGGCAAAGAGACUUAGAAGGUUGAGGCAUCGAAUGAAAGUUUACUUUGACGCUUCACGGCCAGAUCACCAGGAAGCUUUAAGAGCUCUAUGGUCUGCUACCUACCCUGGUCAGGAGCUUCAUGGUUUGAUAUCUGAACAAUGGAAAGAAAUGGGGUGGCAGGGAAGAGACCCAUCAACUGAUUUCAGAGGAGCUGGAUUCAUUUCCUUGGAGAACCUGCUGUUCUUUGCCAAGACAUUUUCCAUAUCUUUUCAACUUCUUUUAAAGAAGCAGAGGGGAAAGCGAGCUGCAUGGGAAUAUCCAUUCGCUGUUGCUGGUGUAAAUAUCACAUUCAUGAUAAUGCAGAUGCUUGAUCUAGAUGCUUCAAAACCCAGGACCUUUGUCAGAGCAGUGUUCUUACAGAUGUUGUCAGAGAAUGAGUGGGCCUUUGACUUGCUUUAUUGUGUGGCUUUCAUGGUUAUGGACAAACAAUGGCUGGAUAGGAAUGCCACAUACAUGGAGUUCAAUGAUGUUUUGAAAUCUACUCGAGCUCAGCUGGAAAAGGAACUUCUAAUGGAUGACGUCCUACGGAUAGAAGACAUGCCUUCUUACGGUCUUCUCUGUUAAUGGUAACCACCCUAAAAGUUGAAUGCAGGGGCUACUGAGAUUGGUUGAAUCCCUCAACGUAUUUAAUGGACAAUCCCCCAAUAUAUUUUAGAUAAUCUGAUGUUGUACAAUCCCUCAACCUUAAAUCGUUUUGACCCAUAACAGGUUCUAAGGAGUCGAUUCUAUCGGCCCAACACUUACCCUGUAAGGCUGUAACACCUCUCUUUGGUAUUCUUCUGUUUUAAAGUUUCGUGGAUGGGGUCUGGACUCCCUGUGAGUUAUUCUAUGUCUCAAUUUGAGAAUUUGUGAUGUAAUUCCACUUUGGAAGCUAAAGGGAAGAAGACAAAGUUUUUGGUUCUAAUCAUAUUUGCCAAGGCAUGGAAGCUAAUGUGUAAUUUGGAUGACAGAUGUUUAACAAAUAUUAGAAUUAUCUUUUCAGAUGGUUAUGGUAGUGUUUAUGAUUUUCACCA
This is a messenger RNA of Vitis vinifera (wine grape), 1433 nucleotides long. RefSeq lists its product as uncharacterized. The record is from RefSeq and is a predicted model, not a curated record. The transcript has 9 exons. NCBI's taxonomy places the organism in Eukaryota, Viridiplantae, Streptophyta, Magnoliopsida, Vitales, Vitaceae. The coding region runs from base 175 to 984 and encodes 269 amino acids.